AUGUUCGGUUUAAUGAAUCGAGAGUCGUGCCAAGAUGAAUACGGUCCAUUAGAAAACUAUCACAAACUAUACAAAAUUGGCAGUGGCACCUUUGGCGACAUUUUCAUAGUGGAGAAUAUCAAGAAUCGUAAGCGCUUCGCACUUAAACUGGAGCAGAAAGCAAUUCGUCUAUCGCAGCUGCAUUUCGAGUUUAUGGUGUAUAGGAAUCUGGCACCAUAUCACGGCAUACCACGAGUGUAUAGCUUCUUUUCCAAGCCCAAAUUCAAUGCGAUGCUUAUGGACAUGCAGGGGCCUUCGCUGGAGUGUCUAUUUGUGCUUUGUAAAAAUCGCUUUACCAUGAAGACCGUGCUAAUGCUGGCUGUACACGUGCUCCACCAUUUGGAGUACAUUCAUUCGAAAGGCUAUUUGCAUCGCGACAUCAAGCCCGAUAAUUUUCUGAUAGACGUGGAUAACAAUAUGAAUCAGCUGUACAUCAUAGAUUUUGGACUGUCUAAGCGUUAUUAUGAUGUGUCGCAGAUGAAGCAUAUACCAUUUAAGGUCGGAUGCAACAUGACCGGCACGGCACGCUUCGCUUCGAUAAAUGCGCUGCGUGGCCAUGAGCUAUCGCGUCGUGACGACAUGGAGUCCUUGGGCUAUAUGCUACUCUACUUUCUGAACGGCAGUCUGCCCUGGCAGGGCUUGAUGCAAAGGUGCACGCAGGACAACAAGUACGAGAUUAUGGCGGAAACGAAAGAGUCACUGUCACCAAUGCAGCUAUUCCAGGGCCAUCCAAAAGAGUUUUCCUUGUAUUUACAGCAAUGUCGCGAGCUGCCAUUCGAUGCCAAGCCCGCCUACGAGACCAUGCGAUCUAUGUUUUGCAAUUUGUUCAAAAACCUGAAGUAUGUUAACGACAAUAUUUUCGAUUGGGAUGAGCAAAAAAAACCAUAA
This is a messenger RNA of Drosophila busckii, 927 nucleotides long. Its product is annotated as casein kinase I. Gene Ontology annotation, cellular component: nucleus; cytoplasm. The record is from RefSeq and is a predicted model, not a curated record. Gene Ontology annotation, molecular function: ATP binding; protein serine/threonine kinase activity. The coding region runs from base 1 to 927 and encodes 308 amino acids. Gene Ontology annotation, biological process: peptidyl-serine phosphorylation; signal transduction; endocytosis. NCBI's taxonomy places the organism in Eukaryota, Metazoa, Arthropoda, Insecta, Diptera, Drosophilidae. The transcript has a single exon.